UGUGAUUGUGACAGGCAGGCACUACGUUGUCAGUCGUAGCUUCUCUGAGUUGCGUGAAGAAAGUGAAACUGCCGACCAAAUGGAGUUGCCAUGGGGAAUGCUGUUCAUGCUGACUGGCGCUCUGGUAUCUGAAGCGGUCCUGGAAAACUAUUACCCGAAACAGAACAUUACCUGCUCUCAGGGUCUUGCUCGAUGCAGAGCAAAGGAGGCAUUCCCUCUGGGGCUGCAUGACUUUGGACCUGUGGAAAUUUUGGGUCUUGAUGUGAAACCUAUGCUGUGCUGUAAAGAGAAUAGAAAAUGCAAAACAUGCGUACACACCAGAAUCCUGCUCAGAAUUCUUCCUAAAGACGAUGAGGGGGAGAAAAGAUCAGGAGAACAUGAAGACAGUGGGGAUGCAGCCGCAGUAACAGUGUGCUUCCUCUCUGGCCCAAAUCUCCCCCACUGCUGGAAAGUUAACUUUGUAGUGACUCCUAAUGCACGUGAAAACCAUUCAAAAGCUGAGCUAACCGUGGUGCAGUAUGAUGGCAUUUUCCUGGGGACCACUGUGAAUGUCACGGUGAAGUCUAUGGUGCGUUCAGUGAGGUUCCCCCACCUGAGUGAAGCUUGUGCCUUUACAGAUAUAGAAGAAUGCAAAACGCCUAGAAUCUACCCGGAGAUUGACAGGCAUAAGGGUGUGGUUGAGCUGAAAGAAGCCAGUGAGGAUCUGAACCAGCCUAAGUCAUUGCUGAUGUGUAUGAAGAGAGGACGCCAGGGAAUGUGUUUGAAUCUUCCAUCAAGCAAAUGGACCAUUCCACUGCACGCUGUCACCCCUUGCCUGUGUUUCCAGGCAUGGAGAGAGGAAACACCAUAUUCUCGAUCUGAAUUUUGCCCUUUUAGUAAUAACACGGAGUUCCAGAAGAACAUUAUGAAAAAUGUAUCCCUCUCAGUGGCCCAUGCUGUAAGCAACAAGGGUCAUCCAGUGUUGAGCUGGAACUUGACCGCCCCCUGCAGGCUGGAGGCAGAACUGUGGCCAUGCCAAAUGGAGGCAGAGUCAGACAGUGGCUGUAAGGAGGUGCAGGGCUUCAGAGUGACUCUCGGCACUUACUCUCAGUGGCAAGAAAAUGUCACCACACUGUGGACAUCCGGCACAUUUGAGGAUUUGGUGGAUAUUCAUUCUACAAAUCUGUUUUUGCAUUGUAUGAUGGUUAAGCUGGAAGAGGAAACAUUAGGUCCUCUGUGUCAACAUGACAUCCGCAGGGGACGCUGGAGCAUUCUUGUGCUUGUGACCCUUCUAGUUUUCAGCCUGACUGUGUUUGGCAUGUAUGUGCUUAGGGAAAAACUCAAAGGAUGGCAUUCAAACUGGGACAAAAGACAUCACUCUAAAGAAGGACUUGGUGAAGUGCUGCUCUUGCACACUUCCGAGGCGGAUCAGGGCAGUUUGGUGUGCGGCCUGGGCACGGUGCUGUCUGAAAUUGGUUUCAGGGUGUACCUGGACCUGUGGAGCCAGGCAGAGGUGUGCUCAGUGGGACCAGCUCCGUGGCUGCAUUCACACAUCAGCCACCUCCACAAACACAGUGGCAAAGCCCUGAUCUUGCUCUCCGGCUCUGCCCUGGACAGGGCCAAGGGUUUUUGGGAUAUCUGGAAUGAAGAGAAGAAUGGAAAAGGACAAUUGCCAGACAUGAAGGAGAAUGGAAUAGUGGGUGACAAACCCUUGCCCGGGAUCUCUUUGGAUGUGUUCGGUUCUGCCCUCGGCUGCAUUCUCAGUGACCACCUGAAGGAUGGUGCUGCUGACCACUUCGCCCUGGUGCAGUUUGACUCACAUAAAUUCAUAAACAGAGAAAUGGAUGUGCCAGAGCUGUUCCAAGGUCUGCGGCUGUAUCAGCUGCCCUCCGAGACAUGCCGGCUCCUCACAGAGCUCCAUGCGGAUCGGCCAGAGAGCAUCAGCGCACAGCUGAAGAUGGUGCUGUGGCUCCGUAGGGCCUCCAGGAGGCUAGCGAAGGGGCUGAGGGAUUCUGGAAAAGAGUUGCGGACACGUGCAGACUCCAUGUUCACACAGUUGGACGUUCUGAGUAUGGAGGGAGAAGAGACUGUAAUUUAAGAUGUAAAUCACAUCAUUGCACAUCAGUAACUGAAGUCAUGAGUUCUGCAGUGAUCUCUGAAUCCAGUACAACUUCUGUGAAAAGAAGUACUACAUAUGAAGGAAAAAUACCCCUCAUCUAUUGAUGUGUCUUUGAAGGACUUUAUUAAGGACAAAUCAUAGUUUACUGCCAUAAUCUAUAGACAUCUGAGUAUACACAACCAGAUCUGGUACAUUUUCAGUGAGUGGACAGGUGUGGAAUUAAAUCUGACUGGUUGCUGUAAACUCCAAUGUUGAAAUAUUGGCAGGACUCUACACCCAGUUUUGGGCCAUGACUCUUCAGUUAUGCAUUUCGUGAAGAGAAACAACAAACCUCAUUUAGAAUUUCUCAAGAGAAAAUUGCCAAUUGAUAUUUGUAUGUUCAAUUGAGGUAACAGUUUGCUGCAAACUUUUCAGGCUAAGCUUUAAAAGUGGUUGUCUAGCCAGGCAGUGAUGGGGAACUCCAUAUUGUAGACUAUAGUAACAUCUACUCAGGAAAUCACCAAGCCCUUCAGGAACUGAGCAGAACCGUCCAAGUUAAACACAACCAGGUGAUGCCACAUACCUCUGCAUGACUGAAACUCCGACAAUUAUUACGUAAUUGUAUUAAUUCUGUUAUGUUACUUUUCAGGAAUAAAUAUAGACAAUCGGAUGAAGAGAGACAUAGUUUUCCACUGUUUACAAAUGUUUUAAAUGUAAAUAAAUGACAUUAUUUAAAGACUUA
Messenger RNA from Electrophorus electricus (electric eel), 2819 nucleotides. RefSeq names its product interleukin 17 receptor C (gene il17rc). NCBI's taxonomy places the organism in Eukaryota, Metazoa, Chordata, Actinopteri, Gymnotiformes, Gymnotidae. The record is from RefSeq and is a predicted model, not a curated record. Gene Ontology annotation, molecular function: interleukin-17 receptor activity.